AUGGAUUACGACGCUGAGACCUCUACAGCCCAAAACCCAGCACGCUGGUACACCCACCUGUGCUGUGGGCGCUUAUCUAACAAAAAGAAGAAACUUCGACUCCGUCUCAUAGGCUAUGACCCUGUGGGGCUACUCCAAAGAGCGGCCAGCAUGGGUGACUUGGAUGCAGUUGAACAACUCAUCAACUCCAGUCAGUGUCACGUCGAUGAAUGUGAUAGGAGGAACAGGACUUCACUGCACUACGCGUGUGCCCACAACCAUGUGGAUGUCGUGACGUUGCUUUUACAAUACAACCCCAGCAUUAAUAUCCAGGAUGACGAAGGCUGCACACCUUUAAUUAAGGCUGCCCAACGAGACAAUCUGGAAUGCAUGUGUGUGCUGCUGCAGCAGGGGGCUGAUCCCCACCUGAAAGAUUUUAGUGGUCAUGCAGCCCUCCACCAUGCUGUUUUGAGAGGUAACAUUGCCACUGUUGAGAAGUUGCUUGAAUUCAAUGCAGACAUUGACGCUAAAACAGAGUAUGGCUUAACACCUUUUCAGCUUGCCAUAUGUGAAAAUGACUACCAGAUGGUAGACUUUUUAGCAUCAAAAGCUGCAAUUGCACAUAGAGUAGCUGACCCGAACAGUAAAGGAACACAAGCUGAAGACCUAGAAGAGAAGCACGUUAGAUUCAGUAAAGGUGACCCAUGGAAUUUGCUGGCCCAGGCCAUAGCUGUUUCUCUGCUGCUCUCUCACUGUGAGAGGAGUAAGACCAAGAAGACCACUAAAAUCCAUACUGAAAACAUCAUCCCAGAUCAAUACAGGAUGACACAAGAAGUAAAUAAUGGUGAUGGGUAUGGUGGCCAUGGAGUAGUUACAGUUGGCACGAAAGGAGCCAACAUCUUUGACAUGCAA
Acomys russatus (golden spiny mouse) is the source of this 891-nucleotide messenger RNA. Its product is annotated as ankyrin repeat domain-containing protein 7-like. Lineage: Eukaryota; Metazoa; Chordata; Mammalia; Rodentia; Muridae. The record is from RefSeq and is a predicted model, not a curated record. Gene Ontology annotation, molecular function: protein binding. The annotation marks the transcript as partial. The transcript is spliced from 8 exons.